UUCUGUUGCGGGACAGGGAGUUGCUUAAAAUGUAAAAUUACUCUAUUUGGACUAGCGCCGUUUGGUGCAGCACGCAGAGUUGGGUUUGGCUUUGUGCUGCGUCGCCGCUUCGCCUUUUCUUCGUCCUCCUUUCCUUCUUCCUGUCCUCUUUUCUCCCCAUCCUCCCUCUUCCUCUCUGCCCCAUCCCUCUCUCUUUCUCUCUCUCUCUCCCAUCUUCUUCUGCAGUAAUGGACAAGGAAAAGAACGACUACGCCGUCGAGCUCCCCGACUCCGCCCCUGGCUCGCGGGGAUCCAAGCCCAAGGCCGUCGUCGCCGUCGUCAACUCCCCUCUCAUCUCCAUCUUCUCCUACUGCGGUGCUUCAAUUCUCAUGACCACCACAAACAAGUACGUCCUUUCGGGAUACUCGUUCAACCUCAACUUCUUCCUUCUCAUGGUCCAGUCGCUUGUCUGCGUUGCUGCCAUCCAGAUUUGCAAGUCCAUGGGCUUCAUCUCCUACCGCGACUUCAACAUGGCUGAGGCCAAGAAGUGGUUUCCCAUCUCGACCCUUCUUGUUGUCAUGAUCUAUACCUCCUCCAAGGCCCUCCAGUACCUCUCCAUCCCCGUCUACACCAUCUUCAAGAACCUUACCAUCAUCCUCAUCGCCUAUGGUGAGGUCCUCUGGUUCGGUGGCUCCGUCUCCGGUCUUGCCCUCUUCUCCUUCGGCCUCAUGGUCCUUUCCUCCAUCGUUGCCGCCUGGGCUGACAUCCGUGGUGCCAUCAUGGCCUACGGCUCCGAGCAGGGUGCUGCCUCCAGCAUCGCUACCCUCAACGCCGGUUACCUGUGGAUGUUCAUGAACUGCUUGUCUUCCGCCACCUACGUCCUCGGCAUGCGCAAGCGCAUCAAACUCACCAACUUCAAGGACUUUGACACCAUGUUCUACAACAACUUGCUCUCCAUCCCCAUCCUUUUCAUCUGCUCGCUUGUUGUCGAGAACUGGUCGUCCGAGAACGUUUCCAACAACUUCCCCACUGAGCAGCGCACCUCGCUCAUCGUCGCCAUGGUCUUCUCUGGCCUCUCCACCGUCUUCAUCUCGUACACUUCGGCCUGGUGUGUUCGUGUCACCUCCUCUACUACCUACUCCAUGGUCGGCGCUCUCAACAAGCUGCCCAUUGCCCUUUCUGGCCUCGUCUUCUUCGACGCGCCCGUCACCUUGGGCUCCGUCUCGGCCAUCUUCAUUGGUUUCCUUGCCGGUCUCGUCUACGCUGUUGCCAAGAUCCAGCAGGGCAAGAAGACUCCUUCGCUCCCCACCGCUAACAGCAACACUGAGCGUAAGGACUAAGCAUAUCUUAUCUAUUAUCACAUCUAAGUGAAUCUAUGGGAAGAGAAUCUAGCGUGUAUAUGUGUGAAUGUGUGUGUGUGUGUGUGAAUUUGCGUGAGUAAGCUAACGUGAAGUCACUCGUGAACAAGAAAGAGAAAGAGAGAAGAGAGAUAGAGACUUACGGGUCUGUGUAUUGAAAAGAGUCAAGUAUGCGAGUGAUUGUGUCAUGAAGCAUUAAUCUUUUUUUUUUCUUUUUUUUAAUAUAUACAUAUAUAUCUUGGUUAUCGCUUGGUAGACAUAGAUCUCUGCACUUGCUAAUAUACAAAUUGCUAACUAGAAUUUGAGCUCCUUCAUGAAAUGAUUUCUUCACGCUCAGUAGACGCUAGUCGUACAGUUAUUGUAAUUA
Myxozyma melibiosi is the source of this 1704-nucleotide messenger RNA. RefSeq lists its product as uncharacterized. The transcript has 3 exons. Gene Ontology annotation, molecular function: antiporter activity; GDP-fucose transmembrane transporter activity. The record is from RefSeq and is a predicted model, not a curated record. Bases 228 to 1319 code for a protein of 363 amino acids. Gene Ontology annotation, cellular component: Golgi apparatus. Lineage: Eukaryota; Fungi; Ascomycota; Lipomycetes; Lipomycetales; Lipomycetaceae.